Messenger RNA from Xiphias gladius (swordfish), 3555 nucleotides. It is a transcript of the gene ppig, whose product is annotated as peptidylprolyl isomerase G (cyclophilin G). Gene Ontology annotation, molecular function: peptidyl-prolyl cis-trans isomerase activity. Gene Ontology annotation, cellular component: nucleus. The transcript has 14 exons. NCBI's taxonomy places the organism in Eukaryota, Metazoa, Chordata, Actinopteri, Istiophoriformes, Xiphiidae. Gene Ontology annotation, biological process: protein peptidyl-prolyl isomerization; protein folding. Bases 281 to 2416 code for a protein of 711 amino acids. The record is from RefSeq and is a predicted model, not a curated record.
GCGGCGUGCUCCACUGCGUUGACUGGCGCACGAGCCUCGACAUACGUUGACGUCCCUGCCGCGCCAUCUUUAGAAACAGUGAGCUCAACACUGAAUGAAACUUAAUUUUCGUCGUUUGUUGGGAACUGCUCGCUGUAUGGAGUGAUAUCCUUGGCUUUCCAGACCAGCGACUUACAAUCAAAACCUUCAUCAUUUUAUUUUUGCCUCACAUGGUUUUCAGUAGCAUUUAAAAGCAAUCGUUCAGCUGCUCAGACCCGGUGUUUGAUCAGUAGAUGCGAUCAUGGGUGUCAAGGUUCAGCGCCCUCGGUGCUUCCUUGAUAUUGGAAUCAGUAACGUGCUCGUCGGCAGAAUUGUGGUGGAGUUGUUUUCGGACAUCUGUCCCAAAACUUGUGAAAACUUCAGAUGCCUCUGCACAGGUGAGAGAGGCACCGGUAAAGGAACUCAGAAACCCCUGCACUACAAAGGAUGUCUGUUCCAUCGAAUUGUAAAAGACUUCAUGAUUCAAGGAGGAGACUUCAGUGAAGGCAACGGAAGAGGAGGUGAAUCCAUCUAUGGAGGCUUUUUUGAAGAUGAAAGCUUUGCUGUUAAACACAACAAGGAAUACCUGCUGUCUAUGGCCAAUAGAGGCAAAGAUACAAACGGAUCCCAGUUUUUCAUAACAACAAAACCCUCACCACAUCUGGAUGGUGUCCAUGUGGUUUUUGGUCAUGUGAUCUCUGGUCAAGAGGUUGUUCAAACCAUGGAGAACCAGAAAACGGAUCAUAACAGCAAACCAUAUGCUGACGUGAAAGUGUUGAAUUGUGGAGAGCUGGUCCCUAAAUCUAAAGCAAAAAAGAAUGAAAAAAGGAGAGAGAAGGCCUCCUCCAGUUCCAGCAGUAGCUCCAGCGACUCUGAAAGCUCCUCAGAUUCCUCCUCUGAUUCUGAAGAAUCAGAGAAAGAAUCCAAGAAGCGGAAAAAGAAGUUAAAAAAGCUAAAAAAGAAACUAAAGAAGAAGGACAAGAAAAGGUCAGAUGCUGAAAGUGCUGAAGAGAAAGAACAAGAGGAGUUGGUUACAUCUACCGUACGUCCUGAGGAAAUCCCGCCCAUCCCAGAGAACCGAUUCCUCAUGAGGAGAAGUCCCCAGGCAGUUCAGAAGUCAAAGGAGGAGGCUGAAAAGGAUCAAAGAAAUAAAGAGGAAAGGCCAAGAGAGAGUACUGGCGUAACAUAUAAUUCUCAGUCAGCAUAUCAUAGAAGACUGGUGAUGACACGAUCCGGCAGGAAGAUAAAAGGCAGAGGUCCGAGGAGAUACCGGACUCCGUCACGCUCACGUUCAAGGUCCAGAGAUCGUUUUCGGCGUAGUGAAACUCCUCCACACUGGCGUCAGGAGCUGCAGCGCCAGAGGAUGAGGGCCGUCACUGGAGAGCGCUGGAUUAAGGGUGACAGAGGUGACAUGAAUGAGGCCAAGGAUGAGGCUGCUAGAGCUCCAAGAAGAGAGAGACGGGCCUCCAGCACAAAGCAUGAAAAAACAGCUGAGGGUAAAAAAGACAAGAAAACUCGGUCACAUAGAUCCAAAAGCAAAGAAGAGGACACUGUAGAGAAGGACGAGAAGCAUAGCAAACACAAGGCAAAGAAACGAGAUAAAUCUCAAAGCCGCAGUAAAAGCAGAGAAAAAAAUAGAAGGUCAAAAAGUAGAGAUAAGGGUCACAAGCACAAAAGUGAUGACAGGAGAGGUCGCUCAAGAAGCAAAGACCAAAAUGUUAAGAAAGAAAAGGAAUCAGAAUCUGAUCACAAUAAAGAUAGAAAUAAGGGCCACGAGUCUGACAAAAAGCACAGAGAGGACACAAAAGGAAGAAACGGUGAGAGAACUAGGACAAAGUCAAAAAGCAAGGAAAAAACAACUACAAAAGACGGGCGUAGAUCAAGCAGUAGAAACAGGGAUAGAGGUGGAACUGCAGUGUCGAAAGACAAAGAAGAAAAACGAGAGAAAGACAGAGAGAGGGGCAGGGAACGUAGCAGGAGUCAGGAAAGACGACGCAACAGUGAAAGGGAGAAUAAGAGGCGAGGAACGUCCAGGGACAGGGAACAUCGAACAAGAAGUCCUGACAGAAAUAAGACUAGAGACUCGCACAGAAGCAGGCGCUCUAGAAGUAAGAGUAAUAAGAGAGACCACAGCAAAGAUCGAGCUUCUCAUAGAAAAGACAAAGACAGAGAAGCCACCAACCAAAGGAGGAGACGUAGCAGCAGUUCCGAGAGUGAUAGAAAUGAGAAAAGGAAGAGUCAAAAGAGCCCAGAUUCCAAAAGAAGAGCAAAAAGCACCUCCAAAUCCAAAGACAGAAGAAGUCCAGCCAGACCAAGACCAGAUAGUACAAAAGGCAAAGGCAGAAACGACAGCAAGAGGAAUAAAUCGAGCUCUAGCUCCGGCUCUGACAGUGACUGAGCCUGUGAUUGUAUCCUAAAGGAACAGAUUGGGAAUUUUUGAAGUUUGUCCCGAUUUUGUACCUACUACAUCUAUAGUAAGAAGCACCAGCUUUCUAUCUACAGUGGGGCAUUCACAUUCCUCAUUCACUGCAAAAAAAAACAACCCAUUUCACAGUUCAGCAAAAGCUAACAUGAGCGUACAAACGUCAGUCAAAGGUCUUUUCCAAAACAGCUCACAACUGUAAUACACUAAUAAGAAAUCCCAACAGAUAGAAGCCAUGUUUGAAAGCAGAAAAAACCUGUCGUAAACAUUUAAUAUAACUACCCAAACCUGCAGUUAGAAAUCUGUAGCAUCAUUUGCGCUUUGGCUGAACUGUGGAGGGCAUUUUGGCAUUGAAUGAGCGUUGUGGAUUUGUUCCACAUUAACUGUGUAACACUCUUGAUGGUAGCUGAAGCUGCCAGUUUAGAGAAAAGGAUUUGUGGCUGAAAAAGAAACUCAACUACAGUGUGUACUGUACAUCAGCAGUGAGUAUAAAAGAACCAAGUUCUUUUAAUCGUACAUGACCAGAGGAAGUCAGUUUGAAGGAGGUUUUUUUUUUUUUUUUUUUUUUUUUGUUAAUUUCGAAUUCUUUUGUACAUUAUAUUUUGGCUGAACCAUCUCUCUGAUUUCAGACUGUUUAACAAAUUUAAGAUUUUACUGCAACAGAUCAUCUCCUGCUAAAACUUUUCUCCCCUGAGUACAUUUUUGACUGAAAUUUGUUUUAAUGUUGUUUAAUGCAGUUGGUUUGGGGGAUUAGAAGCGCCUCUAAUUUUGGCAAAAGUCUGACAUUAACUUGUCAAGUUAUUUUUGCUACAACAAUCAGUCUGGAAGAGAUCAUCAUAAUUUCUUGCAUGCAACUGUAUCCCUGUUAUUGUUAGAUCAAAUAUGUACAUCCAUGACUUUUUUUUUUUCAUGUACAUUCACAACCUAACUGUAAUCCUAUUUGUUAACUGGUUUUGAGAUACCUCUGAAUUUUUUUUUUUUUUUUUUAAAGAAAUGUUACUCAUGCUGUAAGUACAACAUAAAAUCAAUUUGUAUAAAUUGUGUUUUGUGCAAGUUGGUUUUAAGAAGAAGAACUCAACUAUAGAAUGAAUUAAAAUGCUCAAUUUGGAUUUUAA